CUCAAACAAUAAGAGGCAGGACUUAUAUUCCAUGCGAUAAGCCACCAUUAUCAGCAAUACACAGGUCUAGAAAAUGCCAUAUCCCUUCGUUCUUCCCACGACCUCAGCGUUCUCCUUCUCGUCCAGCUGCACUUGCGACUCGCACCCCUCGCUGCCCCUCCAGGCGAGCACUCACCGCGGCGUCGUGCGUGACGCCCUGAAGAAACACAAGCGCUUGCCCCCAGCCUCUCAAGCUCCGUCCCUCAGAACUGUCACCGCCGCUCUCCAGAACUACCUACCCUACCUCUUCGCCAUCGAUGCUGGCCUCUCUAACAAGACCAUUCACUCGGACGAAGUCAUGAUCACCCUCAAGACCAACCCCCAAAUGGAAUGGCGCCCGACCCUCUCCAGUAACGUCCUUCUGGGGCGGGAGCUCCCGCGCAUAAAAGUACAUUCCCUCGAGCACGAGCUCUUCUUCGCCCUCUCGACCCUCGCAACAACCCACACCCUCCAAUCCCGCGUCGCCCUCCAGCCCCUCUACCAAACCACGACCGCCCCCGUCGGCACCGCCCAGCGCCAAACCGCCAUAUCAACCGCCACCCGCCACCUCCUCGACGCGGCCUCAAUAUACGACUACCUCUGCGCCCGCUCCAAUGAAUCCCUCACCACGCCCAACGCCCCUUCCUGGCCAUGCGCCGACAUCUCCCCUUCCACCCUCCGCGCCCUCCGCUCCCUCGCGCUCGCCGAAGCGACCCUCCUCGCCGUUCUGAAAGACGACCCCUACCCGGCCGCCGUCGCCCAGGCCCGCAAUCCGCACGAUACAGAGUGGAUGUACAAGGCCCCAGACAUCCCCAAGGUGCGUGCGCACCUGUUUGCGCGGCUGUGCCUCGCUGCGGCGGAACACGCCGCGCAGGCUGCCGCGGGGUUCUCGUCAUCGAAUUCUUCUUCACCCUUGGGAAAGGGAGUGGGUGCUGGAGGCGGGAUCAGCGAGGGCUUGGUGCGGUACGUGGCGGAUCUGCGGCGGGCGAGUCGAGCGCGGGCAUGUCGGUUCUUUGGGAUCGACGCCGAGCUUGGUGGGGAGACGGGGGCGGGAAUCGCGUGGCUGAGGGCGGGGCUGGCGGAGCUGGGUGUUGAGAGGAAGGGGGAGGACGGCCACCGCGAGCGGGGUGGCUUCAGGGGGCUGAGGAAGGAGUGGAGCGAGCGGAGGGAGGAUAAGAAGGUUGAGCGGGGCCGGGACUGGGGCGCGGAUGGGGGCCGCCUGGAGGAGACGAGGGUGAUUGAGAUGUUGGAGGCCAAGUGGACGAAACAGAAUGAUACGAUGCUUACACAGCCGAUACCCCCUACCACAUCGCUACUCGCGCAGAUGCCUUCGGGGCGUGAGAUCCACACCAUAAAGCCAUUUCAUCCGCCAAUGUUGAGCCCCGACGUAUUGGAAGCGAUGCGGGCGCCGCCGGAUAGGGCAGACGAGGUCGACGAUUACCCUACUUCGGAUGAAGAGACGACGGUGGGUUCUGUUCCAGGGGCGUUUCCAGGGAGCUCAGCGGGCCUGAAAUCGGGGACGCCGGGCUACUUUUGAUUAUGGUCAUUAUCGAAUGCAGGCAAGCUUUUGCAACACUUGUGCCGC
Parathielavia appendiculata is the source of this 1603-nucleotide messenger RNA. RefSeq lists its product as uncharacterized. NCBI's taxonomy places the organism in Eukaryota, Fungi, Ascomycota, Sordariomycetes, Sordariales, Chaetomiaceae. Gene Ontology annotation, biological process: cellular response to pH. Gene Ontology annotation, cellular component: plasma membrane. The record is from RefSeq and is a predicted model, not a curated record. The coding region runs from base 74 to 1555 and encodes 493 amino acids. The transcript has 3 exons.